Molecule: messenger RNA, 1836 nt
Organism: Aureobasidium vineae
Lineage: Eukaryota; Fungi; Ascomycota; Dothideomycetes; Dothideales; Saccotheciaceae
Source: the annotation of a GenBank genome assembly
AGGACUUUGGGAGCCAACAUGUAUCUUCUGCUCACUACUGGCACAGUAAUCAUCGGAUCUUUCCUCUACGGUACUGACCAGGGCGUCUUAUCCAACCUCUUGACUGGACAAAACUUCGGGUCAAAGUUCNCCAACGUCUAUACCGAUGCUACUUUGAAGGGCUGGGUAGUAGCAAUUCUACAGCUCGGUGCCUGGCUUGGUGCAUUGAUCAACGGGCCACUUGCCGACAGAAUCUCGCGCAAGUAUAGCAUUACCGUUGCCGCUUUCACGUUAUCGAUGUUUACUGAUUGUCUGACAGUUANNUUCACCGUGGGCACCGCUCUCUGUGGCGGAGCGCAAAGUGUUAGCUACNUCUUCGCAGGACGCAUAAUCGCAGGUGUCGCUGUCGGUCAAGUGUCGCACGUUGUACCCNUCUAUCUGGCUGAGAUAUCCCCAUCCGAAUUCCGUGGUGCACUUGUCUCUUGUCAACAAGUCGGCAUUACGUCCGGUAUCAUGAUCUCCUACUGGUUGUGCUAUGGCACGAGUUUCAUCGGCGGUCAAGCGUGCAAUGCCGACCAGAACGCCCACNCUGGUGACGGCAGCUUCAAUCCCUAUACAGACGUUCCAGCAGGCGGUUGUGAUGGGCAGACAGCGUUGGCAUGGCGACUGCCCUUGUGCCUGCAAUGCGUUCCCGCUGUCAUUCUCCUUGCAGGAUCCUUCUGGUUGCCUUUCAGCCCUCGUUGGCUGAUGUCCAAGGGCAGAGAAGAAGAGGCUCGCGCUAAUAUCGCCAAGCUCCAUGGGCUUGCCAUCAAUGAUCCCAUCGUUGAGACCGAGUGGCUGGAGAUCAAGGCAGCAGUCAUGUUCGACGAGAGGACCGCUAGAGAGCAGCACCCCAACAAAGAAGGUUUACGCUUGGCUUUAGGCAAGGUCAGCAUGUUAUUGACCAACAAAGGUCUCUUUCGAAGACUCGCUUUAGGAUGUAUCCUCAUGUUCUUCCAACAAUUUACGGUAGGAAUGCCGCAUCCAGCACCCAAGGUCCUGACACGAUCACUGACACUUAUCAUAGNNGGCAUUAACGCUAUUAUCUACUAUGCACCUACCAUAUUUGGUAGCUUAGGCUUGAACGUCUCCACUACUUCCCUGCUUGCGACAGGUGUUCUGGGCGUCAUCGACUUCCUCUUCACAUUCCCAGCGAUCUUUNUCGUUGACCGCUUCGGACGUCGCAAGUUCUUGAUGGCAGGCGCUCNNGGCAUGAUGAUCAGUCACAUUGUCGUCGCGGGAAUCCUUGGCCACUACGAAGGCAACUUUGGUCUGCCUGGAGGCAAAGCUGCUGGUUGGGUCGGCAUUGCUUUCAUCUGGGUCAGUAUCCCCGUCGCAUGCUGUCCCGAUCACCACGAUGCUGACAACGCAAUCAGGCUUNUCGGUGCAAACUUCUCAUACUCCUGGGGUCCUGUCGCAUGGCUUCUCGCUUCCGAACUUUUCUCUCCUGGUCAUCGCAGUCAAGCUGUCAGUAUCAUCAUUAGCUGCAACUACAUGAUGAACUUCAUUGUUGGCCAAGUCACACCCAAUAUGCUCCAAGCACUCAAAUUUGGUACCUACAUAUUCUUUGCCGCAUUCUGCCUUCUCAUGUUCCUCUGGGUCUGGUUCUUGGUCCCUGAGACGAGAUACAAGAGCUUGGAAGAGAUGGACGCUGUCUUUGGCGAUAACCUGGGUCAAGCGGAUCAGGAACGCAUGCGUGAGAUAAUGGCUGAGAUUGGUUUAGAGCCGGCUACUCAUGUUCAUGAUGAUGCGUCAAUCUUCGGUCAAGGGGACUUGGAGGUGAAGGAGAGUCAGGUUGCUCACGUCGAGGAGAGAUAG